Toxoplasma gondii ME49 is the source of this 2767-nucleotide messenger RNA. RefSeq names its product microneme protein, putative. Gene Ontology annotation, cellular component: extracellular region. The transcript is spliced from 3 exons. The coding region runs from base 354 to 2318 and encodes 654 amino acids. Gene Ontology annotation, biological process: proteolysis. Lineage: Eukaryota; Apicomplexa; Conoidasida; Eucoccidiorida; Sarcocystidae. The record is from RefSeq and is a predicted model, not a curated record. Gene Ontology annotation, molecular function: protein binding.
CCCCUCCCCCCCCAAAAACGAGGUUCUUGUCCGACGAUAAUAGCUGAAUCUCAGUCGCCCUUGUUCCUGUCUCCGUCGUCACCGCACCUGUCUCUUGAUCUGACUGCUUUCUAUCUCAGACUUGUCUCCUCCGUGGAUACGCUUGAACCUGGUUACACGAACUCUCUCGCGGGAACGGGCAGAUGCUAUGAACCCACUCACAACUACAAAACUCCACUGGCCUUGCACUGACUCGCAAGGAAACACUUUUUUCUAGAGCUGCUCAGCGGCAUCGAGUCUUGCGGGUUUGUUGUGGAAGGAACUGACUCGCUGCUUUUUUUUCACCCCACGCUCUUUUCUUCGCGUUUCUCAAAAUGAAGCUCGAAUGCUUCGGUCUCGCUGCUCUGUCGGCAGCGCUUUUUGCUGGCAAGGCAGAAGCCGUCGCUGCGAAUUGCUUCAAGGCCGACACAGAUUACUUCGGGUACGACGUGGAUAAGAUUUUCGUGGGCGCUGCAACUGAGUCUGCAGAGAAGUGCCAAGAAGCAUGCAGAAACCGCGAAGACUGUUUCUACUUCACAUACAUUCCAGAGCGGAAGCAGUGCUACUUGAAGGACAACCAGGCUCCUAACGGGACUGUCACAAACCCGCUGGCGAUCUCUGGACCGAAGUUUUGCUAUCCGACUGGGACCUGCUUUGAGUACAUGACCGACUACGUGGGGUACGACGUGCAGAAGAUCGAGGAUCAGUCGGUGUCUCAGGCAGACGACUGUCAGCGACUGUGUGCAUCGAACGACCAGUGUUUCUUCUGGACGUUCAUUCCCUCUAAACACAACUGCUACCUGAAGCACAAUGGCGCAACUGUCGGCCGCACCCCGCACAGCGAAGCUAUUUCGGGUCCAAAGUCUUGCACUGGAGGAUCGCCAAACGACCAAGGCGUGCCUUGCUACGAGCCUGACACGGAUUACUUCGGCUACGACAUCAAAAUUUUCGAUAACAACCUUGUGGGCACCGCAGCCGAGUGCUACGGCCUCUGCCUCUCGUUCGCCGAAUGCAAGUUCUGGACGUGGGUGCCUGCGCUGCGGAACUGCUACUUGAAGAGUGAGUAUGCGCCGCUCGGUCGCGUCCAUGCCCCUGGCACCAUCAGUGGCCCCCGCGACUGCAACGGAUCGAAUCUCCCCCCCUUCGUACCCCCUCCUCCGAUCUAUCCGCCUACUCAUCCCCACCCGCCACCCUCUCCGUACCCACCGUACCCUGGCCACACAAGCACUACGACGCCUGCUACACCUCCUGCAGAGUCCUGCUACAAAGCUCACGUCGACUUCCCCACCGGAACGCUGAAACAAAUCGUCACGGACGACGCCUACGCCUGCCAGAAACUCUGCCAGGCCGAAGCCGCGUGCUUCUUCUUCACCUACAAGGCAGACAUCUUGGAGUGCGCUCUGAAGGGCAGUUUCGCCGCGAACGCCCCUAUCCCCAGGAGACACGCCCUGUCCGGGUCGAAGUACUGCGCUGACAAGAUGCCCCCUGAGUUCCAGCCGCUGCACAACCACGUUCCAACCCCUCCGCUGCCGCCCCAUCACGCUAUUCCUCCAGCUUAUCCGGGACCUAACCCAAUGCCGGUUCCCCCGACCCCCGGCUUCGAGCCGUCGUGCGCCGAGCUGAACGUGGAGUAUGUCAGUGACAUUCUGAGCGUUCUUGGAGCAGACUCGCCAAAGGAAUGCCAAACCCUCUGCAAGCUGACAGCGUCCUGCAACUUCUUUACCUACCGCUCGGAUCUGUACAGGUGCUACUUGAGCAAGAGCAAGGGCACUCCCUCCAGUCGCCUGAACGCGGUGGCUGGACCGAAGGAGUGCCCAGGCGAGGGCUCUGCCGUGCCGCCGACUGCGUCGACGUGUUUCCUGCAAAACAAGAUGUUUGUCGGGACCCCUCUGAGCUCCAUAGAGGCCAAGAGCGCAGAGCAGUGCCAGGCGAAAUGCGCAGGCGAUCCGCAGUGCUACUACUUCUCCUUCCAGGUCAUGUCCUCGAACUGCCACCUUUUCCGACAGGUCAACGGCGCCAAGGAAGAAGGGACCUGCGUGUCGGGGCCGAAGACCUGCGCCGACAAACCCACGGACCCGUGCUUCAAGGAGGGGUUCUACUUUGGACAGGUUCUCAAGAGACAUAACGCCGUCGCCAGCGCCAAGGAGUGUCAGACGCUGUGCGCGACCUUUCCACACUCGUGCGUCGGCUUCACCUACGAGUCCGCUUCCCAGAAAUGCUUCUUGAUGUCCCAAACCGACGGCCUGGAACUCAGCGACGGGUUCGUCUCUGGCUUGAGGCAGUGCCCCGCGACUCCGUAAAUCACGCGAACACGGCUCUUCGUGGAAGGGCAGAGAGCGGCUGCGCGACAGCGCGUCGAGCAAAGGCCGAAGAAGUGCUCGUCCGCACGACGAAACGCAUUUUCAGACGUGCAGCGCCGGGUCGCUCUUUCUUUUUAAUGAGGGAAAAUCAUCGUGUUGCUUGGAGGCUGGCUCAGGAAGGACAUACCGAUUCAGCUUCCAGUUUUAUUGAAGGGGGGGGGGGCACGCCACCAGUGCGUCGAAACGCCCUUUCACGUUUUUUUAUCGUUUUGGUCCCCCCUGUCCGGCGAUCGUUUUUUGUUUCCUCGUGCUCGUCACUCUGGCCACCCUUUUUUGCAUCACACAGAAAAAUGUUUCCGUGGUAGAUGCCUCAAACACUCGGGUGUGUGUGCUGGAAUCGACCGCAGUGUUGUACCAAAGACCUCAGCUUUCAAGAACAUGUUGUGCCG